This is a messenger RNA of Crotalus tigris (Tiger rattlesnake), 2274 nucleotides long. Its product is annotated as cytohesin-4-like. NCBI's taxonomy places the organism in Eukaryota, Metazoa, Chordata, Lepidosauria, Squamata, Viperidae. The transcript is spliced from 13 exons. Gene Ontology annotation, biological process: regulation of ARF protein signal transduction. Bases 101 to 1279 code for a protein of 392 amino acids. Gene Ontology annotation, molecular function: guanyl-nucleotide exchange factor activity. The record is from RefSeq and is a predicted model, not a curated record.
UUAGUUUAGUUAUUAUUCUGUUCAAAUCACCUUAAGCUUGAAGAAAGAAAGAGAAGAGAAAUUGGAGGAACUGCUGCCUUGCCCUUGGGACAUCUUCAGGAUGGAUAAUUAUGAUACAUCUGACUUGAAUGAAGCUGAGGACACUGAGCUAAAGAUAAUGAAGAAGCACCAGAAAGACUUUCUGGAAGACAUUCAGAAAAUAAAUCAAGAGAUUGCUGAAAUAUUACUGGAGAUUGAUCAUUUCCAGCAAGCACAAUCAUGCAAACGUAUUCAGAGGGAUAAGAACUUGAGCAUUGGACGGAAGAAAUUUAAUAUGGAUCCUGAUAAGGGUAUUCAAUAUCUGGUUGAGCACAAGGUACUCUCCUUGGAUGCACAAGAAGUUGCCAAAUUUCUUUACCAGGGAGAAGGACUCAAUAAAACAGCCAUAGGAGAUUACCUGGGGCAAAGGGAUCCACUGAAUCUCCAGAUACUGCAGGCUUUUGUAGAAUGCCACCAGUUUGCCAAUCUCAAUCUUGUGCAAGCACUACGGCAGUUUCUGUGGAGUUUCCGUUUGCCUGGAGAAGCCCAGAAGAUUGACCGUAUGAUGGAAGCUUUUGCCAAUUGGUAUUGUCAGUGCAACCCAGGCAUUUUUCAGUCAACAGAUGCCUGUUACAUCCUUUCAUUCUCGGUUAUCAUGUUGAAUACCAGCCUCCACAAUCCAAACGUCAAAGAUAAGCCUCCAUUUGAGCGGUUCAUGUCCAUGAACAGAGGCAUCAAUAAUGGAGAAGAUCUUCAAGAAGUACUUCUGAAGAAUUUAUUUGAGAGUAUCAAAAACGAACCCUUUUCCAUCCCAGAGGACGACGGAAAUGAUCUCACCCACACUUUCUUCAACCCUAGUCGGGAAGGCUGGCUCCUCAAGCUAGGAGGCAGAGUGAAGACCUGGAAACGUCGAUGGUUCAUUCUGACAGAUAAUUGCUUGUACUAUUUUGAAUACACCACGGACAAAGAGCCUCUAGGGAUAAUCCCACUGGAAAACCUAUCAGUUCAACCAGUAGAUGAUCCCAAGAAACCAAAUUGCUUUGAGCUCUUCAAUGCAAACUGCAAAGGGCAGAAGAUCAAAGCUUGCAAGACGGAUGGGGAUGGAAGGGUGGUUGAAGGCAAGCACCAGUCCUAUAAGAUCUCUGCAGCCUCCGAGGAGGACCGUCACCUAUGGAUUGAAGCCAUAAGAAUCAGCAUCACUAGAGAUCCCUUUUAUGACCUCGUUGCUGCUCGUAAGAAAAAAGUUACCAGUAAAAAAUGAACCUUCUGGUAGCACCAUCUUGUUCAGUGGAUGAUUAACACCAAGAAAAGGCUUCCUUGGGGUCUCUAAUGCCAAAAUUCCUCAACCAUCUCUGGGACAGGCAAGCGACUGAAAGGAUGAUCAGUGACCUGCUUCUAUUUCCCAGUGUCAGAGUAUGUAGAAUCAGAAACUGGUACAGGAAUUCUAUAUCAUCUUCAUGUACAGAAAACAAGCAUGAAUUUCUGAGUAAAUGGAGCAGGAUAUAGUUGUGUGCAUGUACCUAGGUAUGGGUGAUGGAAACCAGAGAAUGGUUUCAACAGUUACAGUAUUUUUAUACCUGUAAGACUAGAUUUUUUUACAUUGACACCUGCCUCCUCUGAUUCACUAUCCUGAGGUUUCUUGAAUAACGAUGCUAUCUGAGAUAAAUUUAUUUGGAAUAAUAGGAUGAAGGACAAAGUGAACUAAUAGAUUCAAGGGAUGCUGUGAAACCUGGCCAGAAUAAAUACAAAUUACUGUGUUGCUGAGCUUGGCAGCUGUUUUGGACCUUGGAAUCAUUGCCAAGUUUAUGGUAAUACUGAAUGUUAGUUUUUUCAGGACAGAACCUUCCAUCCAAAGCAGGCUCUAAACAAUAAUCAAUGCGAUGAGUCAUUAGUUCUUAUGUUCUUUGAGUUGGCUGAUCCAUCAGUGUUGAAACAAUUGAAAAACAUGAUUACAGAUGGAUAUUUGUUUACUUUCCUCUUCCUCUGAAACAUUCAUUAAUCCAGAUGAUCAAAAGCUAGAUUUUUAUUAUGGGAGACUUACAGUACAUAGUGAUCUUGGGGAAAUUGUUUACCUCUCCUCUUCGUUUUUCAUCUAUACAAGAAGUUCUGUAAAAUAAUAAAAUUUGUUUAACGUGGUUAUGAAGAAUUGGAUUGUUGUAAGAAUGAUGCCUGCAUGCAAAUGAGUAGUACAAUAUUUUUGUUUAAGUAGACUAAAUACAGUUACAUGUUAUUAAAAUACACUCCCAUAUGCACACU